Molecule: messenger RNA, 2047 nt
Organism: Larimichthys crocea (large yellow croaker)
Lineage: Eukaryota; Metazoa; Chordata; Actinopteri; Sciaenidae
Gene: arhgef3l
Product: Rho guanine nucleotide exchange factor (GEF) 3, like
Exons: 13
Coding region: 206-1762 (518 amino acids)
Biological process (GO): intracellular signal transduction; positive regulation of Rho protein signal transduction
Molecular function (GO): guanyl-nucleotide exchange factor activity
Source: RefSeq, a predicted model, not a curated record
ACGCUAAAGGAUGUGGUCGAUUGUGAGAUGAGGAAGAAAGUGAGGAGGAAGGAGUGCACUGAACUCUGACAAGCUCUCUGCAAACAACUCGCUGCGUGUUACUGAAACACAGAAAACGCCGGCGUAGAUCGGUGGAUUAUUUCAAUCUUUCUCAUUUUGAGAAUGUGUAAUGUUUUUGUAAAGAUGCACUGAAGACUAAGAGAAAAUGGAAGUGGAGGAGACUAGUGAAACGAGGACUUCCUGGUCAGGAGAGACUCACUCCAUCCCCUGUGAUCAUGCCGGAAAGAAGAGAAAACAAGACCCGACUGAGUCCACGACCAGAAUCAUAGAGGAUGAUGAGGAAGACGAGGAAGGUGAAAUGAUGUCUGAUCACAUGAAGGAUUCAGAGGAGCCCAGUAAUAAAAGAGUCAAACCUGUGGCAAAGUCCAAUAGCCUAACAGGUGUCAUAACCCCAGUGAAGACCCCUGCUCUGAAACGCAUUGGACAGUCCAUUUCGCGGUCUAUCAGUUUUCGCACAGAGGCUCGACCUUUGCCCCCGGGCCCCCUUCGUCCUCGCACAAAGGCAUCGUCAUUUCCACGCCGACGCAACAGCCAAUGCUGGAGUGACACUGUGGAGAGUCACGAUCUCACUGCAAAGGAGAUAAAACGUCAAGAGGUGAUCUAUGAGCUGACUCAGGGAGAACGACAGCUCAUCGAUGACCUCAUCCUGGUCAAGAAGGUUUACUAUGAGCCCAUGCUGAAGUUGGACAUCUUGACAGAGAGUGAACUUGGACAGAUCUUUGGUACACUGGACUCUCUCAUUCCUCUCCAUCAAGAUCUUCUGAGUCGUCUUGAGCGGCUGAGAGGAUCAGAGAAGACAGUUGGAGAAGUCGGGCCUACUCUGAUAGACUGGUUCCCUUUUCUGGAGUCCUAUGUUACAUACUGCUGUAACCAGGUGGGGGCUAAAGCUCUGCUGGACCAGAAAAAGCAAGAGAAAAGAGUGGAGCACUUCCUGCGCCUGUGUCAGGAGUCUUCAUUCAGCAGGAAACUGGAUCUGUGGAACUUCCUGGAUCUCCCUCGGAGCCGUUUGGUCAAAUACCCCUUGUUGGUGAAAGAGAUCCAGAAGUGCACACCUCCAGAUCACCCAGAUGAGGACACGUUGCCUGAUGCUCUGGAGUUGAUCCAGAGCAUCGUAGGAGAGGUGAACAAGAAGACAGGAGAGGCGGAGUGUCAGUUCUACAGGCGGGGUCUCAGCUACCUCGAAGAGAGUCAGAGACUACCAGAGAUCCAGCAAUCCCGCUUCCUCUACUGCCACGGAGAGCUCAAGAACAACAAGGGCCAGCGGCUGCAUGUCUUCCUGUUUGAGCUGGCUUUGGUGCUGAGCAGACCAGGAGAGGACAGAGAUGGAGGUCAGGUGUUCCAUGUGUACAGGCAGCCUCUGCCCAAUGCCCUGAUAAACCUGGAGGAGAUCCCAGAUGGUGAAGCUAGUGGAGGGGGCGCCUUCAGGGGAGCCUUCAGUGGAGGAAAUGAUAAAGUGAGGAACUGUUUCCGUGUGAGCAGCAGAGGGCGCUCCAAAGCUCACCCUUACAGCCUGCAGGCCAACGACUCCUUCAGCAAGCAGCAGUGGAUCACCUGUCUACGGCAGGCCAUUGUCCAGUCGCGGGACCGGACGGCUCAAACCAGCCAGUCCCAGUUCUCCCCUCACCCUGAUCCCGCCCUGUAUCACAUAGCUGAUCUCAGCCUCAGCUCGGACACAGAAAUGGCAGACCACACCAGUCGCUGACUGUUAGACUGAUCAUCAGGAGGCCCGGGGAGUAUCUGUACAUCUGUACAUUGACAUUGGAGAAAAGGAAGGAUGGACAGUGGAAGAAGAUUGUUUUCAGACAUGCAUAUCAAUUCCUAUGUGGAAAACAUUAUUUUCAUGCAUUUUCUGAAGGAUUGUGUGAUUGUGAUUGUGUACUGUGCAUCUUGGGAGCAGUGUUACUGAAUGUUAAUUUACAGUGUGAAAUAUUUUCAUUGUUUUUGUUGUUGUUGUUUUGUUUUUUUUAAAUAAACUGACACUUGAAAA